Arachis stenosperma is the source of this 2021-nucleotide messenger RNA. RefSeq names its product thiamine biosynthetic bifunctional enzyme TH1, chloroplastic. The record is from RefSeq and is a predicted model, not a curated record. The coding region runs from base 235 to 1788 and encodes 517 amino acids. NCBI's taxonomy places the organism in Eukaryota, Viridiplantae, Streptophyta, Magnoliopsida, Fabales, Fabaceae. Gene Ontology annotation, biological process: thiamine biosynthetic process. Gene Ontology annotation, molecular function: phosphomethylpyrimidine kinase activity; thiamine-phosphate diphosphorylase activity; hydroxymethylpyrimidine kinase activity. Gene Ontology annotation, cellular component: chloroplast. The transcript is spliced from 10 exons.
UGAUUCAACACAAUUCUACACAUUAUUGUUAUUCAAUAUAUCCUCAACCAAUCUUCUUCUACAACACACCACAUCUUCACGGAUUAUCCACCUACUAAUUUCACUCGCAUAUUACUCAAAAACUCUUGGCAUUCACCACAGGUUGCUCCAAUUUUAGGUUUCAAACAAGUUAGGAUUUUGACUCCUCUGUUUUCGGAUUUGGAUAGAAAGAAUCAAAGGCACGUUUUUUUGAACAUGCAGCACUCCCAGUGUGUUUCUGGAAUCGGGAGUGGAACCACGCAGAUUUCUGACGCCAAAAUUCCGCAUGUGCUCACUGUCGCCGGCUCUGAUUCAGGGGCCGGUGCCGGAAUCCAAGCGGACCUUAAAGCUUGCGCCUCCCGCCAUGUCUUCUGUUCAACUGUCAUAACGGCUGUUACUGCACAAAACACUGUUGGAGUCCAGGGAGUGGAGAUAUUGCCUGAUGAUGUUGUGGCUGAGCAAUUGAAGUCUGUGCUCUCUGAUAUGCAUGUUGACGUGGUCAAAACUGGAAUGUUGCCUUCCCUUGGUGUAGUGAAGGUCCUAUGUCAGAGCCUUCGGAAAUUUCCAGUGAGAGCUAUUGUGGUUGAUCCUGUCAUGGUAUCUACCAGUGCAGAUGUACUUGUUGGUCCUUCUGUUCUUGCUGGAUUUCGGGAGGAACUCUUUCCCAUGGCUGAUAUUGUAACCCCAAAUAUAAAGGAGGCAUCAGUCUUACUUGGUGAUGUGCCAUUGAAAUCAGUUUCUGAUAUGCGUAGAGCUGCAAAACUGAUACAUGAUAUGGGUCCGAGGAAUGUACUCAUCAAAGGUGGUGAUCUUCAUGCUUCAUUAGAUGCUACUGAUGUUUUCUUUGAUGGUGAGGAAUUCUAUGAGCUGUGUUCAUCGCGUGUAAAAACCUGCAAUACACACGGUACUGGUUGUACUUUGGCAUCAUGCAUAGCAGCAGAGCUGGCUAAAGGAUCGUCAAUGUUGUCAGCAGUUAAGGUAGCUAAACGUUUUAUUGAGACUGCCUUGGAUUACAGUAAAGACUUGGUCAUUGGAAAUGGACCCCAAGGACCUUUUGACCCUCUUUUAGCACUUAAGAACAUCAAUCAAAGUUCUUAUAGGCAGGAGAGGUUGUUUAAUCCAAAUGAUUUGUUAGUAUAUGCUGUAACGGAUUCAAACAUGAAUAAGAAGUGGGGUCGCUCCAUUGCUGAAGCCGUUAAAGCUGCUGUAGAAGGAGGUGCUACCAUCAUUCAAUUAAGGGAAAAGGAUGCUGAGACAAGGGAGUUUAUUGAGUCAGCCAAAGCAUGUCUUAAAAUAUGUCAUUCCUAUGGAGUACCUCUACUUAUAAAUGAUCGCAUAGAUGUGGCCCUUGCUUGUGAUGCUGAUGGUGUUCAUGUUGGUCAAUCUGAUAUGCCUGCACGUCUUGCUAGAAGGCUCCUAGGCCCUGAAAAGAUUAUCGGAGUAUCAUGCAAGACACCAGAGCAGGCCGAACAAGCAUGGAUCAAUGGUGCUGAUUACAUUGGUUGUGGUGGUGUAUAUCCCACCAGCACAAAGGCAAACAACCGCACCAUAGGCUUGGAUGGAUUGAUGGAGGUAUGUAAGGCCUCUAAACUUCCUGUGGUGGCAAUUGGUGGCAUUGGUCUUUCAAAUGCUCAUGAUGUCAUGGAACUUGGUCUACCAAAUCUUAAAGGUGUUGCUGUUGUUUCGGCUUUAUUCGAUAGAGAAUGCAUUUUAACCGAGACAAGGAACUUGCACUCAGUGGUAAGUGGGGCAGCAUUGUGGGUAAAAUGAAGACAUACGGCAUUUUGUAUAAAAGGAUUAGUUAGAAUAGGGCCGAGUUGCUUUCACCUAUAAUGGAACUAAAUAGCUGCAGAAUCUUUAUAGCUCAGGCUAAAUUUGUAAAUGCAGAUUUCAAAAAUAAUGAAAUGCAUUAUGAAAGCAUAGUGGGCCAACACAAUAUAUAUAUUUGCAGGUACAUUAAUUGUCCUUGUUACUUGUUAGAUGUCCAUGCCAUUAUAGGUUGA